ACACGUGCUCGCAUCCAGUGGGCGUCGACUCUACUGUGACGUCAGUUCGAGGACACGCCCCCUUUACAUUUCUACACAUUUAGUCGGAGAGGAGCGAGACCACCAUAGGAUUAAGGUUUACGUGGAAGAGGACUGCUGAUAAUAUCGAGGAAAAAGAGAGGAGGAGUCUACGUGGAACCACAAUUAUUUAACCUGAAACGCAGUUGGUGACUUCUUGUUUGGCAGCAUUUCUGCGUGAAACUUCUUGUUCUCGUUGGCAAGAAAUAUGUUGGUAUUGUCCGUCUUCAUGGCGUCGUUAAUGUCGCUAACGUGGGCGCAAACGUCCCGCUGGGGGCCCUGUCCCACACCUAAGGUGCAGCCAAACUUCAGCCUUGAAAAGUAUUUGGGUCGUUGGUACGAAAUUGCCAAGCUUCCUACACGAUUCGCGAGAGGAAAGUGCAUCGAGGCUAACUACUCUCUCCGACGAGACGGAACCAUUCGGGUUUUGAACAAGCAGUUUUAUAAAGAAAAGACGAGAUCAGCAGAGGGGACAGCGGUGAUCCCUGACCCGAGAGAACCAUCCCGAAUUGGAGUUAGCUUCUCCUACUUCACACCGUACAGCCCGUACUUGGUCCUGAGUACGGACUACGAAGAAGUGGCCGUGGUCUACUCGUGCACAGACGUCCUGCGCAUCUUCCACAUAGAGUUCGCGUGGGUCUUGAGCCGCGCGCGCUUCCUGCCGCCCGAAACGUUUCGCUACGCGGAAGAAUUGCUUCUGGGGGAAGGCAUCGACCUUUCUCCCAUGACCUUUACCGACCAGACGGGAUGCAAGGACGACUGAUGCGGUACUCCGUUAACUCGUGCCCGUCCAUCGGACAAAACCAGAUUUCGUCUACUGAAUAUCGGCAAGCCGUCCACAUAUUUAAUAUAUUACGGUCAUUGAAGGUCAACUUGAACUUGUAGAGAGGGAGAUGUUACAGGAUUUUUAUCAUGAUAUCAAAUUUGCUUUUAUGAAUAUACAGUUAGCCUCUUUUGUGAUUUGGUUCUAUUUCAUGUCAGUUUAACAAAAGGGGAAUAAAUGGACUAAUAUUGGAAUCCUAAUUGAUUAUAUGAUGUCAUCAUUAGUAUUUAUGCUAUGUUUUGUGUUGGACAGCACUUAUGAUUACAAUAAAUAUUUGUGAGA
This is a messenger RNA of Corythoichthys intestinalis (scribbled pipefish), 1162 nucleotides long. Its product is annotated as apolipoprotein D-like. Gene Ontology annotation, biological process: lipid transport; brain development; lipid metabolic process. The record is from RefSeq and is a predicted model, not a curated record. Gene Ontology annotation, cellular component: cytoplasm. Bases 266 to 820 code for a protein of 184 amino acids. Gene Ontology annotation, molecular function: lipid binding. Lineage: Eukaryota; Metazoa; Chordata; Actinopteri; Syngnathiformes; Syngnathidae. The transcript has 5 exons.